AGUUUUCAGCGGAAUCCUAACCUAUAAAUUUAAAAUUAUCUAGAAUUUAAUGAAUACUUAACACGGGUUGUGUUUAUCGUUGACACCGAUCGUAGGGUUGUGCCUUGUCAAAGACAAUCAAUGAGAAAUAGACUUCUUUUAUUCUCUAUUUUUGUAUUUCUUUAGCGUAAAAAAAACUCGGAGUGACACCAAGUGACAUUCGAAUGUUCUAGGUUAUCAAAGAACAAUGUUUUGCAUAUUACAACCGCUUUUACAAAAGCUCUACAUCCUCGUAUCGAAGAUGAAAAUGAAAUACAUUUGUUUCGGUUUCAUAGUGAUCGCAACCCUCGAUUUUUUCGGCGUAUUCACUCACGUUUUUGAGACCUCCUAUCACGAUUCAUUCAGGUAUCCGUAUAACGGAGAGAUCCACGAAUUUGUUACACAGCUUCGUAAUAACGAAAAACCGGAUGUGGAACCGAUCAACGAUUACAAUUACACUUUUAUCUACGACCUCAAAGAAAAGUGCACUGAGCACGAGCACAGACAUCUGCGUUUGGUUUUCCUUGUCAAAUCGGCGGUAAACAAUUUCGACAGACGAAUUGGGAUCAGGAAUUCAUGGGGCUUUGAAAAACGGUUUUCUGAUGUGCCGAUAAGAACGGUGUUCCUGGUAGGCAGAUCACCAGAGAAUCCGGAAUUGGAGGCACGUCUAAAAGCUGAGGCGAUAAAGCACAAGGAUAUCGUGUUGAUCGACUUUGUUGACACCUACUUCAAUAAUACCAUAAAAACAAUGAUGGGAUUCAAAUGGGCAGUAAAGUACUGUCAUAAUUCAAAAUUCUACAUGUUUGUCGAUGACGACAUGUAUGUUUCCCUCAAAAACAUUCUCAAGUUUGUUAGACACCCGACUCGCUACCCCGACUACCUGAAGGAUCCGAAAGGACCAGAAUACUCGGAGCCUUCCGAACAUUCCAAAAAACAUUUAUAUCCUCGGAUGCGUAGGGCGACUGUUAGGGAAAAAAUAAUUGCCAGAAGGAAACCUGGGUGGUACUCGCACAACAAAACUCUACACCCAAGUGCAGUAGCCACUGCAAAAAACAGGACCAAGAGGCAGAUAUUUGAUUUCGAACUACCGGAAGACGUUCGCUUGUUUACCGGAUAUGUUUUUGUCUCUGCACCGCACAGGCACAAGACGUCCAAGUGGUACGUUUCCUUGGAUGAGUACCCUUACCAUCUAUGGCCGCCAUAUGUAACUGCCGGAGCUUAUAUUCUCUCAAAGGAAGCGCUGCUUGAUAUGUACUAUUCCAGCUUUUACACGAAGCAUUUCAGAUUCGAUGAUAUCUACUUGGGACUAAUUGCCAAGAAGAUAGAUAUCGAACCUUUUCAUUGCGACGAUUUUUAUUUUUAUAAAAAAGACUAUACGAAGUACAAUUAUAAGUACGUCAUUGCUUCUCAUGGUUAUGGUGAUCCAAACGAACUAUUGAGAGUAUGGAAUGAACAGAAGGCUUUGGGAUAUGCUUAGAUAUUCAGACAAUCAAGUGAUAUAUUCAUAUUUUGACUUCUCUGUAAGGGAGGUUUCAGAUCUGAAAUCGAUACUUUUUAUAUGAUUUGUUUGUUUUGGUCUUUUACCAAUGUCAACAAUUCAUGUAAAAGCCAUGUUAGUUAUUCUUGUUGUGUAAUAUUUAAUUAGAAAAAUACUAAUGUUUAUUAGGUAUUGUUCCCAAAAUCAUAUUAGAAACUUCAUUAGGUGCUAAUCACAGUAUACUGUGAUUUAAGAUCUGGAAGUUUCAGUGCAGUGCAUAGAUUUUUAAAUUAUCUUAGUCAUAAAGCUUAGUGUGUAAUAAUGUCUUUUCUGAAUUUCAAAAUAUAUAGGUUCAACGUUUAUCUAUCGAUCAUAUAAAAUUUCGCAUUCAUCUAGCUUUAAAUUUAGAAGAGCUCCAUUUGUCCAUACAUAUUUCCACUGUAAUAUGGGUAUUUUUUGCUUCGCUCAAGUAUCAACAUUUUUCUUAGAUCAUUUUGAAUUUUCGUAUCACCUUUGUAUUAAACUCGUAUUAGUAUGUAGUCAUGAUUUAAUUUUAGUGUCAUUAAAAUUACUUAUAAUUGUUAUUCUUAAAAAUAAUCCUUAAAAUGUAUCAUUGUAAACUUAGUACAAA
Diprion similis is the source of this 2126-nucleotide messenger RNA. RefSeq names its product beta-1,3-galactosyltransferase brn (gene brn). NCBI's taxonomy places the organism in Eukaryota, Metazoa, Arthropoda, Insecta, Hymenoptera, Diprionidae. Bases 227 to 1495 code for a protein of 422 amino acids. Gene Ontology annotation, molecular function: hexosyltransferase activity; UDP-glycosyltransferase activity. Gene Ontology annotation, cellular component: membrane. The record is from RefSeq and is a predicted model, not a curated record. The transcript has a single exon.